Messenger RNA from Callorhinchus milii (elephant shark), 1998 nucleotides. RefSeq names its product homeobox C8a (gene hoxc8a). Gene Ontology annotation, biological process: regulation of transcription by RNA polymerase II. Lineage: Eukaryota; Metazoa; Chordata; Chondrichthyes; Chimaeriformes; Callorhinchidae. The record is from RefSeq and is a predicted model, not a curated record. Gene Ontology annotation, molecular function: DNA-binding transcription factor activity, RNA polymerase II-specific; RNA polymerase II transcription regulatory region sequence-specific DNA binding. The transcript has 2 exons. Gene Ontology annotation, cellular component: nucleus. The coding region runs from base 290 to 1024 and encodes 244 amino acids.
UUCAGGAUUGAUGACUAUAAAUUGCCUCACCGCCGGGAUUUUUGGAGCUCUCGCUGGUGGUGUUUAAGGAGAAAGCCAGUGACAGGCAGAGUAAGAGCUCUACCUACCGACCAACAGUGUAGAACACACGAGUGCUUUUGCCCAGACACACAUACCGACACAAUGAUCCUGCUCUGAAAACGCUACAAAACCGGGGUUUUUUUUGCAGAGCGCCAGUCUCCAGGUGUCUUUCCCCCACUUGCAAAACCUCCAACGCCUUGUGAGUGAGGUUUUUUUUCCCCCCCGAGUGAUGAGUUCCUAUUUUGUCAAUCCUCUCUUCUCCAAAUACAAAACCGGCGAAUCCUUGGACCCAACUUCCUACUAUGACUGCAGAUUCCCUCAGAGCGUCGGCAGGAGUCACGCGUUAGUAUACGGACCAGGCAGCGGCGGGCCUGGGUUUCAGCACCCUUCACAUGUCCAAGAAUUUUUCCACCAUGGAACUUCGUCCCUUUCCACCUCCGGAUAUCAGCAAAGCCCGUGCGGAUUGACGUGCCACGGGGACGCCUCUAAAUUUUAUGGAUACGAACCUAUGCCGAGGCAGUCGCUUUAUGGUACCCAGCAAGAGGCGAGCAUGGUGCAAUAUCCUGACUGUAAAUCCUCCUCCGGCAGUAACACUGGCGAGGCACAAGGCCACUUAAAUCAAAAUUCGUCUCCUAAUCUAAUGUUCCCCUGGAUGAGACCGCACGCGCCAGGAAGACGGAGCGGCAGACAAACCUACAGUCGCUUCCAAACGCUGGAGCUGGAGAAAGAAUUCCUUUUCAACCCCUAUCUGACGCGGAAGCGUCGGAUCGAGGUCUCACACGCUCUCGGACUGACAGAAAGGCAGGUCAAAAUUUGGUUCCAGAACCGCAGGAUGAAAUGGAAAAAAGAAAACAACAAAGAUAAAUUCCCGAGCGCCAGGGACGAGAAGAGCGAGGAACCGGCCAACGAGGAAGAGGAGAAGGAAGAAAAAGAAGAGGUGGAAGAGGAGACACCGAAGGAAUAACAGACAGUUGUAUUUGUUAAGAAACAUUAAUGCUAGAUUUCUGUUUACAAUUGAGUUAUAGCAUGGACUCCCAUCUCUUUAUUAAUCUAUCUAAGUUAUCUCAAAGUAUAUGCGCCUCGGUUAUACUUUGCUUAUAAUUUUAUAUUCCAAUUUGAAUUUCUUGCCCUUUUUUUUCCUGUCUCUUAACUUAUUUGUGCCCGUCCUUCACUAUUGUCGCUUUGAACUACCUAUGGAGCCAGCGCAGUAAAGCCUCAAUCAGCCCCCGGGGAUCCACAUACAAAUCGAUAAUAGUGUUACAAUUCGCUGGACACUGUCGCUUCCCUUAGAAUUCUUUAAUGAUUAGUAUUUCUCCUGACUGGCUGAAAGCUACUGAGUAGCGGGACACACUAUUUUUUUAGAAAAAAAUAAAAGCUGAUUACACUACCUAAAAGUGCUGUGAUAAGUACACAGCAUGUUAAACCAUUUUGCUUAAUGCUGCUUCUCUCUCUCUCUCUUUCUCUCUCUCUCUCUCUCUCUUCACUUCCAAACAUGCUCCCAACAACUAAAACUGCCUAUAACGACAAUGCACAGUAUUGUGAAAAACAUAUCAUUAAAAAAUAUGACAUAGUUUAGGUAUUAAGUGCACUGAUAUAUGUCUUGGUAAUUGUUGUCGCAACAUGCUCGAACUUCGUAAGUUGUUUUAUGUAAACAUAGUUCUGCGUGUGUAAAAAAAAACAGUAUGAAUGUAAAAGGGGAUUGUUGUGAUGAACGACCCGCAUCAAGCAACAGUCUCUUUGUAUUGUGUAUGUGAUAUGUGCAAAAGUGAAUGUGAUAACGGUAAAGUGAAUAAAGGUUGGUUUUCAAAAGGAUUAAAUUGCCUAUUAACAUGUCACAGUAUAACUUUUCACCGGCACAAAUGAAAAUGUCAAUUACUUUCCCUUCCCUCGUGAAUGACACAGACAUCUCCCGAUGGCUUGUAAUGAUAAAAUAUUUAA